AUGGCCCCGCCCAGGAACGAGCGCCUCUUCGAGCCAAAUGCAUCCAUCGUGCUCGUCGGCUGCCGGGGCGCGGGCAAGCGCACCCUGGGCUUCCUGGGCGCCCUCCAUCUCCGGCGGCGCCUCGUUACCGAGGACCACUACUUCGAGAAGGUGACGGGGCUCUCGAGGGGCCAGUACCUCGCCAGGCACGGCAGGGACCGCUUCGCCCGCCAGACCAUCGACGUGUUCAGGCGCAUGCUGGACGCCAACCGGACCGGGUGCAUCAUCGAAUGCGGCAUGAGCAGCUUCAACCAGGAGGCCCAGGACGUCCUGCGCGAGUACUCCAAGACGCACCCCGUCGUCUACAUCCAUCGCGAAAAGGAGCAGAUCGCCAGCCUGAUGGACGCCGCGGAUGCCCAGCAGCUGCUCGAGGCCGACGGAACCCACAGGAGCUGCUCCAACUUUGAAUACUACAACCUCCACGACUCGGCCACCCCCAUCGCCGCCUCGGCUUCCGUCUCCGGUACCAGCACGCCCACCAACGGCCGGCAGCAGUCCGGGCCGUCCAAGCUCCUGUGCGUCCAGGAGGACUUUGCCCGCUUCCUCGACAUCAUCACGGGCCGCGGCGCAGCCAAGGCGUGGCUGGAGAGCCCCUUUUCCGUCGCCGCCAUCCCCGUCGAGUUCCGCGCCUACUCAUACGCCCUGCGGCUGCGGCUAUCGUCCCUCGUCGGCGUGGAUCUCGACUGGGAUGAUUUCGAGGCAAGUGCGGACUGCGUCGAGCUGAUCAUCGACCACUGGCCAGACGACCUCAUGAACGUCAUCGCACGGCAGGUCGCCCUGAUCAGAAGGUACAUGGGCGUCCCCAUCAUCUACCACGUCGAGGAGAACCCCCGCGGCGAGCGGCGGAGGCCGCCCGAGGAGAAGAACCCCAUGGACGCCGAGCUGCUCGAGCUGGGCCUCCGGCUAGGAGUGGACUACAUCAGCGUCGACCUCCAGCGCGACGAGGCCCUCGUACACCGGGUUCUGCAGCGCCGCGGCAGGUCGAAGGUUAUCGGCAACUUCUGGCACAUGGGGUUAGGCGCUCUCCCUUGGCAGGACGACCGACAGAUCGAGAACUACCGGCGCGCCCGGGCGCUCGGCUGCGAUAUCGUUCGGAUGGUGCGGUUCUGCGUCAACGACAGCCCGGCCGAGUACCUCGACGACUUCAAGAAGCGGGUGCACGAGACCUUCCCCGACCCCAAACCGCCCCUGGUCGCCUACGACUUCUCCGUCCUCGGCGUGCGCACCCCGCUCCAGACCAACAUCCUCGCCCCCGUCAAGCACCUGGGCAUGGAGAACGGGCGCGACCACCUGGCCACCGUCUCGCACGCCUCCCACGCCUUCGAGAUGAACUUUCGCCAGUUCCUGCUCGACCCCCUCCAGUUCUACGUCCUCGGCUCCAACGUCUCCUACUCGCUCUCCCCGGCCAUGCACACGGCCGCCUACGACUUCAACUCGAUGCCGCACUCCUUCCGGGCCGUCUCGUGCGCCACCCUCGACAGCCUCAACCAGAUCUGCUCCGCCGACACCUUUGGCGGCGCCUGCCUGACCGCGCCCUUCAAGGUGGCCGUCAUGCCCCAACUCAAAGUCAGGUCGGCCCACGCGGACGCCAUCGGCGCCGUCAACGUGCUCCUGCCCCUGCGCGGCCGCACCGGCGCCGUCCUGGACCACGCCAACGCGCGCAACCGCGCCGGCCCGGCCCGCGGGUUCUUCGGCGACAACACCGACUGGAGCUCCAUCCUCACCUGCCUCCGCAGGGCCAUCUCGCCCCGCAACCACGUCCAGCCGUCCAAGACGACCGCCCUGGUCGUCGGCGCCGGCGGCAUGGCCCGCGCCGCCAUCUACGCCCUCUACCAGCUCGGCUGCCGCAACAUCUUCGUCUACAACCGCACCGUCCGCCGCGCCACGGACGUCGCCGCCCAUUUCAACCGCUGGGCCGCCCUCCAGGCUGCCGCUGCCCCGCCGACCGCUCCCACCACCGCCACGGGCCCCACCCAGAAUGCCGGCGGUAUGUGUAGGGUGCUGACGUCGCUGUCGGAGCCCUGGCCCGAGGGGUUCCAGCUGCCCACCAUUGUCAUCUCGUGCGUACCGGCGACGAGUGUGGACGGAAACCCGCCGGCGGAUUUUGUGAUGCCGCUGGACUGGCUCCGGAGUCCGACCGGUGGCGUCGUAGUCGAGUUGGCUUAUGAGCCCCUCGUCACCCCUCUGGUUGCGCAGAUGCGGGCAGUGCGCGACAAGAUGUGCCCGUCGUGGGUCGUGGUGGACGGGCUGGAAGUGGUCGCCGAGAUGGCCAUCGAGGCGUUUGAGCUCAUGACUGGCCGCAUGGCGCCGAAGCGAAUCAUGAAGGAGGUCUGUCGAAAGACUUGGGAGAGCCAGCAGCAGCGGAGGGCUCUCUCGUAG
Messenger RNA from Thermothelomyces thermophilus ATCC 42464, 2418 nucleotides. RefSeq lists its product as uncharacterized. The record is from RefSeq and is a predicted model, not a curated record. NCBI's taxonomy places the organism in Eukaryota, Fungi, Ascomycota, Sordariomycetes, Sordariales, Chaetomiaceae. Gene Ontology annotation, biological process: chorismate biosynthetic process. Gene Ontology annotation, molecular function: 3-phosphoshikimate 1-carboxyvinyltransferase activity; shikimate 3-dehydrogenase (NADP+) activity; 3-dehydroquinate dehydratase activity. The transcript is spliced from 3 exons. Bases 1 to 2418 code for a protein of 805 amino acids.